GUCAAAAGUUGACUUUUGGACUUUCUGGUUUCUCUGCACACUUGCUGCUGCUCUAAGUCUAAAAUCUAUCUCAAGGAAAGAAAAAAAUUCAGUGAAAUAAGUUGUAUUUUUGUAAUCUAUCCACGUUAUCAAAACUAUUGAAUAACAGUUCACUAAAAUAAUCAGUAGCUUAUUUGCACAAAACCAUGUUCUCUAGCACAAGGACUUUUGUUCGUUCAAGCAUCUUGCACCGCUGCAAGAGCACCCUUGUCGUUGCCGAACACAACAAUGAAACACUUAACCCAGUUACAUUGAAUACGAUCACUGCUGCCAAGAAAAUUGGAGGCGAUGUGACUGUCCUAGUUGCUGGAACAAAAUGCGGACCAGCCUCUGAAGCUGUCUCGAAAAUCCAAGGUGUUGGAAAAGUUAUUGUUGCCGAAAGUGACGCUUUCAAAGGAUUUACUCCAGAAUCUUUGACUCCCUUGGUUCUGGCUGCCCAGAAUCAAUUUAAAUUUACGCAUAUUCUGGCUGGAGCAACAGCUUUCGGCAAGAAUGUUCUGCCAAGGGUUGCAGCCAAAUUAGACGUUUCUCCAAUUUCGGAAAUCAUCGAUGUGAAAUCUGAGGACACUUUCGUUAGAACAAUUUAUGCAGGAAACGCCGUCUUAACUCUAAAGUCAACAGAUGCUAUCAAAGUGAUUACAGUUCGUGGAACAAACUUCGAAGCGGCUGGUGCCGGUGGAAGCGCUGCCAUCGAACAAGCACCAGCUGGUGAAUACAAAAGUGCCUUGUGCGAAUUCGUUUCACAGGAACUUACCAAAUCUGAUCGUCCCGAAUUGGCUGGGGCUAAGGUCAUUGUAUCGGGAGGACGUGGUCUAAAAUCUGGGGAUAACUUUAAAUUACUAUACAAUCUAGCUGAUAAAUUCGGAGCAGCUGUCGGUGCUUCUCGUGCUGCUGUCGAUGCUGGUUUUGUACCAAAUGAUUUACAAAUUGGGCAAACUGGAAAAAUCGUUGCACCAGAUCUAUACAUCGCAGUUGGAAUCUCUGGAGCUAUUCAACAUUUGGCUGGUAUGAAAGAUUCAAAGACAAUUGUUGCCAUCAAUAAAGAUCCAGAAGCACCAAUCUUCCAGGUAUCUGACAUUGGAUUGGUAGCUGAUCUAUUUAAGGCAGUGCCAGAGUUGACAGAAAAAAUAUAAUAUUCAAAUUGAAAAUGCAAAAACAUUGUAAUUUUUAAUUAACAAACAUACACCUUGUUGCCUUAAAGUUUUUGGUAUUUUAAAAAGUUUACAUAGAAUUUUACCGACUUUUCUGGAAUCGCAUGCAUUUAGAAUCAUUAGCUAUUGAGAUUUUUUCUAUGCCGAAACAUAUUUGUACAUAAUAAAGAUUGAUACAAAAACUAG
Messenger RNA from Eupeodes corollae, 1376 nucleotides. RefSeq names its product electron transfer flavoprotein subunit alpha, mitochondrial (gene wal). Bases 186 to 1172 code for a protein of 328 amino acids. Gene Ontology annotation, cellular component: mitochondrion. The transcript is spliced from 5 exons. NCBI's taxonomy places the organism in Eukaryota, Metazoa, Arthropoda, Insecta, Diptera, Syrphidae. The record is from RefSeq and is a predicted model, not a curated record. Gene Ontology annotation, molecular function: electron transfer activity; flavin adenine dinucleotide binding.